This is a messenger RNA of Fusarium subglutinans, 1146 nucleotides long. RefSeq names its product platelet-activating factor acetylhydrolase. The transcript is spliced from 2 exons. Gene Ontology annotation, molecular function: 1-alkyl-2-acetylglycerophosphocholine esterase activity. The record is from RefSeq and is a predicted model, not a curated record. Bases 1 to 1146 code for a protein of 381 amino acids. NCBI's taxonomy places the organism in Eukaryota, Fungi, Ascomycota, Sordariomycetes, Hypocreales, Nectriaceae.
AUGCGUCUUCUGGCUCUUCUUACCUUUCUCAGGACUUCAAGGGCCCUGCUUGUCCCCUCUCCCCCAGGCCCCUAUAAUGUCGCCGUUAAAAACUUCGAGCUGAUCGAUAUAAACCGUAUCGACACAUUUGCCCCUAUAACCAAUACAAAGCGUCGUCUCAUGGUCUCGGCCUACCUCCCCAUGGACGCCCAAUACUGCUGUAAAGCUGAGGUUGUUCCAUAUGUUCCUGCCCUUACAGCAAAGGCCUAUGGCAAGGUGGCUGGAACUCUUGGCCUACCUGACAACAUAGUCAAGGACUUUGAGAUGAAGGUUUGCAAUAUCUCAACUGUCAAACCAAAGAGAUUUCACAAGCCGAAGAAGGAAUACCCCGUCGCGCUUUUCUCACCUGGUUACCAAGGCUCAAGGCUUGUGUAUGGGGCCAUGGCGAGGUCACUUGCAAGUCUUGGGUACAUCAUUCUUACCGUGGACCAUACUUAUGAAGCCUUUGUGGUUGAGUUCCCCGAGGGGACGGCUGCACCUGCUGCUGAGUUUCCGGAUAACAUGAACUCGACAUAUCGACAGCUCGAGGUCCGAACUAAAGAUGAGUCAUUUGUCAUCUCACAACUCUGCAACCAUACGCUCGUGGAGCAGGUCUUCGGUGACUUCCCUGGUACCUUUGACCCUCACAGAGUUGCUGUAUAUGGUCACUCCUUUGGUGGAUCAACUGCCGCCGUCACAGCUCAACGCGACCGCCGUGUCUUUGGAGGUCUCAACUUUGACGGUCCCAUGUACGGAUCCGUCGUUGAAGAAGGCCUCAAGUCCACGCCCUAUAUACUCGUUGGAACAAACAUGACGUCUGAUCCAGUGCCUGGUUGGAAUGCAUUCUACGACAAGAUUAAUGCUGCCAAGAUGGAGAUGGUGGUGAAGCAUACACGUCACUAUGCAUUUACCGAUGUUCCACUGCUUUUGACCAAGUUUAAGAUCCCAGCCAAGUCAGAAGCUAUGGUGCAUGAGGUAUUUGGGACGCUUGGUGGAAGGAAGGUUGAGAAGGCAGCGAAUGAGAUUGUGGUUGGAUUCUUGGAGUUGGUGUUUAAAAAGGAUGCCAAGAAGCUCAAAGAUAUUGGCAGAAAGGAUGGCAUUCACGUUCUACAACGCGAUCUUACAUAG